AUGGCAUUGGCUAUUGACUGGCUCCUUUUCACAACUCCCCAACCGACAGCCAAACGAUUAAAACUCGGAACGGAAACCAUGCUUCUAAAAGACGACGAGGAAGCUCAGAGUAAAGAGAUUAGCCCCCCAUCACCGCCCCCCGAUCAUAACUGGGACAGGAGAUUCGACGUUGAGCGGUUGGACUCAGGCAAAGGCGCGACACCCGAGGGUCCUAACAAGCCCAGUGCGAUCUGUCAACGAUGUGUGUGGAUGAAAGCACAGGGUGUUUGGGAAAAGGCGGAAGAGGAUAAACUACAAAAAAUGAUCAACAAUUUUCUCGCCGAGAGCAACAAACGUUACACUUGCCCAUGCCCUGGCUGUAGCAAGUACAAGCAACACGAACGCGUUAAUGAGAGGGCGAAAGCAGAUGCUAAAAGGCAAUGGACAACCAUCCCUUCUGUCUAUGUGUCAGAAGACCUCGUCAGGCGAUAUGGAUGCAGAGAUUGCAGCCUCAACGAAAUCCUUCUGAAUAACCGCAGGAGGGACAGGCUGAUGGCUGACGCGCAACUGAGCUACCUCAAGAGGCCGAGUACGAUAGUUACGGAUUGCAACACCAGGCCUGUCGAUGCUCAUGCUCCAGCCCAGCACCCUGACCCUCCUGUUCCAGCAACCUCAAAGCCCUUUAUCGACGGAUUUCUUGAUGAUCUCAUUGCGGAGGUCAUAGGAAGAAAUGGUGAAAAGAAAGUCUAUUCUAUUCUGGUCGGGGGUCGUGGCGAGCGACGCCCACGGAAUGGGGUUCCAGUUUCCAGCGAAGUGUGCGCCAGAAACCAGGAGCAUAUCCUCGAGUUCAUAAGCCAAUUCCCGGGGGUCCAUAAGGCUAUCAAAGCCAGGCCUGUCGUGUUUCGACCAGUUCUCAAGAGCUGGCUCCUCUAUAAGCUGUGCCCUGACCAACCGCUAUAUGCUUUUCAAGAUUGGGAAGAAACGAAUCGGGAGGCACUGGAGGGGGAAAAGGCACGAGUAAAUGUAGAAUCGGGAUACUCUGCUGGUCCUGAGGUUCUAGCGCCGACAUCUGAUGAAGUCUCAAAGCCUGCCAUAACCUCGAAACCCGUCAAAGCUACCACCCUCGUCGAGUCCUUGAAAAGCCUUUUGAUGCCACGGAUCGUACCACCACCUUGCAGAACACUAACAUCCGUCAGACCCCCAUCACCUGUAUUAUCCCCUGAACCCGUCGCAUCCUUGAAAAGCAUCAUACCCGGGCCCGUCGUAACCGUGACACCCAUCAUAGCAUCUACACCGGUGAUUGCUCUUGAAACCGUCACCUCCGCGCCGGAUAAUAUACCGCUAACCGUUACAACCUCAUCGUCUUCCGUAACCGCAACACCCGUCAUGAACUUUACAACAGUAGUAACCUCUACAGCCGUAAUAGCUCCUGAGCCCGCCGUAACUGCGACAUCCGUCACCACCCCCAUACCUGUAACAACUCCCCAACCAGUCACGCCCUUGGCAGACAUCAUACCGCCACCCGCCACAAACCCAUCACCCUUUGUAAUCGCGACCCCGAUAGCACCCCCAAACCCUUUCCCACCCACUGCACCCGAGUCUCGCUCACCCUUGGGUGCCUUCCCAACCCGAAGACCAGACCCCUUCAUCCCAAGCCGCUUCAAACCAGCUCCUCCCCCCGUCGCCGAACACACCUUCACUGCCCCCCCCCCACCCCCCCCCCCCUUCACCUCCCUCCAACGCCUCACCCUCCUCGAUUACCUCACCUACCAAGCCCAAUCCAACUUUUCCCUCUCCUCCGCCCUCCACACCUCCCUCACCAACCCGGACGUGAUGCCCCCCUCCCAACACAUAGUCUUCAUCUACUACACACUCCACUACCUCUCCUACUCCCUCAACCAAGUCCGGCAAACCACCUCCAUCGCCGAGUCCACCCUCGCCCCCUUCGAAAACCGCCGUUACGCCAGUGGAGAAGUCCACAUCCUGUUUAACCGGUUAGAGGCGCUCAUCAGGCCGUAUGCGCAGUGGGCUGUGCUGACUAUUGUUAAGGCUGCCGCGAUGGGGAGCAAGUUUGUUUACAGCAGCGAAGAUGAAGCUAGGGCGAGGGAAGCGUGGGGGAUAUACCAGGUUUGGAUUUGUGGGGUGGGGGAGGCGGAGCGGGAGUUGAGGGAGGUGUUUUUUGAGAGGGGGGAAAAACCGGAGACGGCUAUUCCGAAUGAGUGGGUGAGGUUUCAGGGGGAGCUUUGGAGGUUUGGGGUUUGGUUGGAGGAGGGGGUGGGGGGCCGGUUGUUGGUGCCUUUUCCUUGGUGA
Messenger RNA from Podospora pseudocomata, 2289 nucleotides. RefSeq lists its product as uncharacterized. The record is from RefSeq and is a predicted model, not a curated record. NCBI's taxonomy places the organism in Eukaryota, Fungi, Ascomycota, Sordariomycetes, Sordariales, Podosporaceae.